AUUGCAAUGUGUCUAAACUCUAAACGGCCAUCAUAUCGUGCCGCGGCUGUAGUCAGGGUAAGGGUCCCAUAAAAUUGGGUAGUAUAAUAGGCGCAUCAUUCUUUCGGAGAAUAGUACCUACUUAAUAGUACGUCCAUGCUCAUCUUACAUAUUAUACUUUAUCUAUGGUUUCUAUUUGCAUGUUUGUGUGUGUGUGUCCAAUGUCCAAGGUCCCUGACCUUCAUUUGAUUAGUAGGGGUAGGUAGGUACCAAAAAAGUGAACUUUGGAAUAGGUACUUUCAUUCAUAGUUAGUUGAUAAAUCGUUUUUAAACUUCUAUCAGAUUAAAAAUUUAUUACGUUUAUAAGAAUCAAGUAGUAUAAUUCUAUCAGUUUGAUUCAGAUUUAUUAUAAAUAUCAUAAAGAUGCAGUUUGGAGUUUUAUCAAGAAAGUUUUCCACUUCAUCAGCUUUACAAGUAGCAAUCAAAAAUGUUACCAUCAUAGGCGGCGGCUUGAUGGGUUCAGGGAUCGCUCAGGUAUCUGCACAAGCUGGUCAAAAUGUGACUCUCGUGGAUGUUAGUUCAGAUGUGUUAGCAAAAUCACAAAAGUCUAUUGGAGAUAACUUGAGUAGAGUCGCAAAAAAACUGUAUAAGGACAAGCCACAAGACGGAGAGAAGUUUGUCAAAGAUUCAAUGGCCAGGAUAAAGACUGCAACUGAUCCGGCAGAAGCAUCCAAGUCCGCCGAUCUUGUGGUGGAGGCGAUUGUUGAAAACAUAGAAGUUAAACAUAAACUUUUUAAACAACUUGAUGAGGCUGCUCCUCAACAUGCUAUUUUGGCAUCCAAUACCUCAUCUUUAUCCAUCGAUGAAAUUAGCUCUGUUGUGAAAAGGAAAGACAAAUUUGGAGGCCUUCACUUUUUCAAUCCAGUGCCCGUGAUGCGUCUCCUUGAAAUUGUAAAAGGAGCUGAAACAUCCGAGGAAACCUACAAGUCUAUGCUCGAAUGGGGCAAGUCAGUAGGCAAGACUUGUAUCACUUGUAAGGACACUCCUGGAUUUGUUGUGAAUAGACUGCUGGUGCCAUACAUUUGUGAGGCUAUAAGGCUGUAUGAAAGAGGUGAUGCUUCUGCUCAGGACAUUGAUAUUGCCAUGAAGCUAGGAGCAGGCUAUCCAAUGGGUCCUCUAGAGCUGGCAGACUAUGUCGGUCUUGACACCAACAAAUUCAUUUUGGAUGGCUGGCAUAAGAAAUUCCCAGACCAACAACUGUUCAAACCAAUUCCUCUCUUAAAUAAGUUAGUUGCUGAAGGCAAACUGGGACGCAAGUCUGGGGAAGGUAUUUACAAAUAUGACAAGAAGUAAAUGUACCUAUGAUAUUAUGUUGUAAGUUUUGUAAAUCAUGAUCUAUAUUUUUUAAGUUGUUUAAGAAAAUGUUAUUGUAAUCAUUAAAAAUCAACUAAAAUAGUUAUUAAAAAGUACCUACUCUCUCUA
Messenger RNA from Chilo suppressalis (striped riceborer), 1461 nucleotides. Lineage: Eukaryota; Metazoa; Arthropoda; Insecta; Lepidoptera; Crambidae. The record is from the annotation of a GenBank genome assembly.